AGCAAAAUGUUCUCCAAAAUCGUGCUCGCUUGCGCCCUGGUGGCGGUGUGCCAGGCAGGCUACGUGCACCACGCUCCAGCUGUGUCAUCUCAGAGCAUCACACGUCACGACCAGACUGUGCACCACGAGACUCCCAUCCACUACUCCGCUCCUGUAGUUCACGCUGCGCCGAUCGCUCAUGCGGCGCCCAUCGUGCACGCUGCUCCCAUCGUGCACGCAGCUCCUGCCAUCCACGCCGUGCACGCCGCCCCUGCCAUCCACCAUAGUGGUCCUAUUGUUCAUGCGGCUCCUUUGGUUCAGCAUGUGGCUCCGGCAGCUAUCCAUCAUGCGCCGGUUGUGCAGCAUCUCCAACCUGUUGCCAUUGGACACAGUGAACAAGUUGAGCAGCAUGCUCCUGCUAAGUACGAGUUCUCGUACUCCGUGGAGGACCCUCACACUGGUGACCACAAGUCUCAGCACGAGACUCGCGACGGUGACGUCGUGAAGGGAGAAUACUCUCUGCUGCAGCCUGAUGGUUCCGUCCGCAAGGUUGAAUACACCGCCGAUGACCACAAUGGUUUCAACGCGGUCGUGCACAACUCCGAGCCGUCAGCGCACGCGGCCCCGCCGAGCCCCGCCCCUGUUGUUCACGCCGCUCCAGUUGUUCACGCCGCUCCCAUAGUUCACGCCACGCCAGUGGUACACGCAGCGCCAGUCGUCCACGCGGCCGCGCCGGUCGCACACUAUGGAGGUCACGAAGACACGCAUGUUGACUAUCAUGCCCACCCCAAAUACGACUACUCGUACUCCGUGUCCGACCCCCACACUGGUGACCACAAGACCCAGCACGAGGUCCGUGAUGGUGAUGUCGUGAAGGGAGAAUACUCUCUGCUGCAGCCUGAUGGCUCCUUCAGGAAGGUCACUUACACCGCUGACGACCACAACGGUUUCAACGCGGUCGUGCACAACACGGCGCCCGCGCACCACGAGUACCACUAGCGCCGGCUCGCACUGCCACUGUUUCUCAUGUGAUAUUAUACACUUAAUACUUAAUGUAGAUAGUCUUUAGUCGACAACGACUCUUUAUUUUGUAAGACUGCGGCGAAAAUAAACUUUAAGAAAACUUU
This is a messenger RNA of Helicoverpa zea (corn earworm), 1106 nucleotides long. RefSeq names its product cuticle protein 18.6-like. The record is from RefSeq and is a predicted model, not a curated record. Lineage: Eukaryota; Metazoa; Arthropoda; Insecta; Lepidoptera; Noctuidae. The coding region runs from base 7 to 978 and encodes 323 amino acids. The transcript has 8 exons. Gene Ontology annotation, cellular component: extracellular matrix.